GCCCCCUCCCCGCCCCCCGCGAGCCCCGGGCGGCCGCGAGCUGAUGUCCUGAGCUCGCCGCCCGCGGGCUGUGCGCCCGGCCAGGGGCUGCCUGGGAAGUUGGGGCGAGGCGCGCCGGGUAUGCGCCAUCACCAUGUCCCGCCUGGACUCGUGGCUCGGUGAGGUCCAGUGGCUGGGCUUGGUGGCGCUCUUCGUCGUGGCCUUGGGCACUGUGGGCCUGUACCUGGCGCAGUGGGCGCUGGCCAGGGUACGACCCCGCUCCCCGAGGCGGGCGGCGGAGCCCGGCGAGGGCCAGCACCCCGAGCCGGAUGCGCUGCUCGCCUGGAUCGUGACGCUGAGCAUCUGGAGGAAGCAGUGGCAGGCCGCCUGGGUGGCCGCCCUGAACGAUGAGGCCAAACGGAGAGCGGGCCCGCCACUCCUCUGCUUCCAGGAGGACCCGCUGCAGCAGCCCCUGGAGCUGGCCAUGGGACAAGUGUCCAGCGUGACCCAGUCAGCCCAGGAGAAGGUGGUGUUUUGUCGUGUGGUGGGCGAGACCAUCCAGUUCCUGGUCAGCGUGGGGCUACCCUCGUCCGAGGACACGGGGCGUCCGCUCUACAGUGUGCGGCUCUCCCCGCUUCAUCUACAGCUGGAGCUCCACAUGAAGGAGAAGAGAGAAGACAUUCAGAUCAAGUGGUCCUUCAUCAGCGCGCCAGAGAUGGCCAUUACGAUCCAGCCCAAAGCACCGGGGGAGGACCCGGCGGUUGGGGCAGAUGCAGUCUCUGAAAGUCUCAAGGAUGUUGUGAAGCACCUGGUUAGCUCUGCGUCCCCAUCAGCGGUUCUGAGCACAAAGCCUACGGAUGUGAGGGGAGUUCAGCACCUGCAGCGCACUUCAUCUACUCAGGAAUCCUGCCCCCCCAAACCUCCAAGGGCUCAUGAGCUCAAACUAUUGGUGAAGAAUAUUCGAGCCUCGCUGCUGAGCCAUCCUGGUGCUUCAGGCAACAUUAACCCAGUAUGUGUAGUUCAGCUGAAUGAUCCCAUCCAGAAGUUCUCCAGCACCCUCUCGAAAAACACUACCACCCUCACCUGGGAAGAAGAAUUCACCUUUGAGUUGAAUGCCAAGUCGAGGGAGUUGCACCUGCAGAUUUCAGAGGAUGGGCAAUCCUCAGAAGCUCUGUUGGCGAUGACGACUGUCCCCUUGGAUUUGUUCAAGAAGCAGCCUUCUGGGCCACAGAGCUUUACGCUGACCAGCGGGUCCUCCUCGGGCAGCUCAGCAUUGGGUUCGGUCACUGCAGAGUUUUCUUACAUCGAACCCGGUGAAGCGAAAUCCUGGCAAAUGCCUCCAUCUGUUCCUGCUGCAAAGAUAGAAAAAGACCGCACGGUGAUGCCGUGCGGGACCGUGGUCACUACUGUCACUGCCGUGAAAACCAAGCCUCGCUUCGAUGCAGGGAGGGCGUCCCCGCUGAGCUCCGAAUCUCCCCUGAGAACGCCUGUCAAGGUGAAGGUCAUCGAGAAGGACAUCUCCAUCCAGGCCAUCUCCUGCCACGGCGCCCCCGUCAGCAAGAUGUUCUCUUCCUCAGAUACAGAGCUACUGGUGCUGAGCGGUGCCGACCCGGUGGCCGAAGUCGCCAUCCGACAGCUCAGCGAGUCCUCGAAGCUGAAGCUCAAAUCCCCGCGGAAGAAGAGCACGAUCGUCAUAUCUGGGGUCUCCAAGACCUCACUAUCUCAGGACAACGACGCCUCCCUGAUGCUGGAGUACGCAGCCUCCAUGGACAGCACCUGCCAGAAGGAUGCCCCGGGCCAGCCAGGGGCGGCCAUGGCCCCUGCCCCACCCGAGGAGGGGAAGGAGACCCCCGCAGGGGCCCGGCUGGCCCUGGAGCCCCAGGAGACUGAGCUGGAUUCCUGGGACUUGGAAGAGGAGCCACCAGCCGGGGCCGGCGCGUGGGGUGGCCAGACCCCGCGGGACCCCGCUGGGGAUGAGCUGUCGGAGCACUCCCUGAGUGUGUCUGAGCUGGAGCCGGGCACUUCCCAGAAGCGUAAAGGAGUAGAAGUAUCCAGAGCAUUGAGAGGGGUCACCAAGAGCCAGGUACCACGAUGGAGCCAAAGAGACCAGCCGGGCAGAGACUGGGCUUCCCGCUGCAGAGAUGGGCACCCCUCCCCUUGUGUGCCUCUCAGACUCCCCCCCACCAACGGAAAGCAAACCAGACUCAACCCUGACAGGGUCCACAGGGAGAUGAGCUCCCUAGAAAACUAGCCAUUAACUUAAUAUGUGCGCAGUGCUGAGGGAAUCAUUGCAUUGGAAUAAGCGACUGUUUCCCGUUAGCGCUAAAUCAGUGCUCUAAAUCUGUAAAUGUCUUCAGCGCGUGCAGUUUUUCCCAGACGGUGCUUUGGCACGAUGGUGACCUGAAGAUACUUGCCGACGGAAUGUAGUCCAGAGGCUCGGGCCAGUUCUAGAUGUGAGGCUUCAAGACUCACUGAGUCUCAGCUCCCUCCUCUGUAAAUGGGGAUGUGCCCACCACGUGCACCCACCUCCCCGAGGACCCCACCGACCAGGCGGUAAUAGGAGAGCCCAGUGCGGAGGACAGGCCGGGAGAGCCCAGGCAGGGGCCGGAGCCAAACCAGCAGUCCCGGCUCCCCCGCGAGUGUAGACAUUAGGAGUCUCAGCCACUCGGGUCGGGAACCUUGGGGAGCUGCUCUGUUCUUGGUGCCACGGACCAGUGGUUCCUACGUGGGGCGAUCGUGCCCCCUCCCUGGGGGGCACCGGCCAUGGCUGGAGACCGUUUCAGUUGGCACAGCUGGGGGCAGAGGGUGCUGGGGGUUCGGGUGGGUGGAGGCCAGGGGUGGCGCUCAGCACCCCACCACAGCAUCCUGUGGCCCCAGCGUCCCCAGGGCCGAGCCGAGAGCCCCGCCGGGGAAGGUCGGCAUCCUGACUGGCCCUCCUCUUUCCCGUUCGCUUCCUGGGCUCUCCCAUGACCCACCCCCGCGCUGGAGCAGAGCGGGACAGACGGGGUGGAAGCCAAGGAAGAGGCGGAGAGAGAGGAAGAAGCAGGUUCCUGGGUGUGAUUUCCAGACCCUGCGAUGGAGAUCGGGCUCUAUCUGCCUGCCACCUGGGCUUGGCGCCUCAUCCCGAGGACCCUGUCGGGCGGCCGGGAGCAGCGUGGCAAUGAGCACCGCCCUCUGUGGUGGCUCCCUGGCUUCUGUUCUGGAAAAGGUGGCCCGGCCGCUGGUACACAGCCCGGCACGUGCCCCCGGCCUGGGCUUUGUCUUGGGGCCAGAGCAGCCCAAGGGGGCUCCCCUGGACCUGAGGAAGGCAGGUGGGCGCUGGGCAGGGUGGAGUGCAGGUGGGGUGCCCCAUCUGUGACCUGAUGGACCAGCAGGCCACCUCCUCUUCUCACAGAACCCGCCCCUCCCUCCCGCCGUCCGUUCAUUCUGGAAGGCCGAGCCUCACCACCCCGGGCCCGUUCGGAGACCGCUGUUCCUUCUUCCCAUCCCUCCUGCCCUGCCUCCCUCCCUCCCUCUGCUGUCCCUUCCGGGGAGCUCUUUCCCCUGGGUUUCCGUCCUUGCUGUGUCCUGGCCACCCCGCUCCUCUCCCGUCACCAGCCAGGUGGAUGACACCCUCACUCUUGGGGACCUGGUGCCCAAAAGGCAGGUGUGCCUUUUGCUCCAUCCUGAGGCCUGGCAGCUGGGGCCGGGCACAGACGCUGAGCCAGUGGUCAUGCGCCUCACUCUUAGCGCUGCACAGACCCGGGAGUUUUUAAAGGGACACACUGGGCAGCGUUUUAAAAAUUGCUUUUUAUUCCGUUGUUUCCUGAGAGAUUUGCACUCGGCAUCUCUACGAGAUACUGUCAGAACCUUAGAUGAUUAUGCUUUAUGGGUACCAAAUAGUUUUCCUUUUCCACCAGAAUUUCUUCCAAACUGGUGAUCUAGGGGGCAGCUCUGUGGGGUUUUCUCUCCUUUGUAAACUGAAGCCUAUUUUUCAGUUCAAGAACCACCUGCACCCCUGUCCUAGGAAGGAGUUGGCUUUAGCUUUCCAAGACUGCCUAUUUAGAAUUCCCCUGGAGCCCUGCUGAUUGGAAAUGUACGUAUGGUUAUGAUGCAGCCAAGACAGGAAAUGCAUUCCUCAAAUUUGGUUUCAUUUUUAGCUUAACAAAGCAUUGAUGUGCUAGUACAAAUAUGUGAAUGUACUUAAUACAACCGAACUCUACACUUAGAACUGGCUACGAUGGUGCAUUUUAUGUUAUGUGUAUUUUACCACAAGUAAGAACAAAAGCAUUGGUGGAGAUUCUGAAAAAUAUUAAAAAGGAAAAAACAAACCUUUCCAAGCGUCCUGCGCAGUAGCGUCCCAUGUUGUAUAUAACGCAAACGCUUCAAACUCUUACGUCUCUCGUUCUGAUUUUGCUGUUGCAAACUUUUCUUUUCACCUCUUCCUUCUCUCCAUCCCUGCUCAUGCCCUUUAACUUAAGAGGAUCGCUAUGCCAACCAGAAUUAAUUGCCUACACAGUAAGUUAUUUUUGUUUUAUAUAUAUAUUUUUUUAAUUAAGACAUUAGGAGUCUCAGCCACUUGGGUCGGGAACCUUGGGGUUUUUUUAAUUAAGUAUAGCCUUGCUAUGAGAAGAGCACAUAUUGUAACUAAGCCGGAAGUUAACCCCUCCCCGCUUCCUUUUCCCUCCCAUCGCUUUCCACUUGGACCGUCCCCGGGUGCCAGUUUUCCCAUCUUCCUCCUUCAGAGUGCCCUGGUCUGGUAGUAGAGGCCAUCAUCUCAGGGGAAGGCAUCCCUGUGUUAGCUGACGUGACAAAACCACCUCGCCAAGAAAUUCAGACAGACCGACUCCCUUAAUCGUCCUUGGUUCUGAAAAGCCGUCACUUCUGUAAUUGGGCCUUCCGUGGUUCCCCUUGUAAUCUAAAGCUGUUCUUUGGGCAGCAAACUAUAAUUUAUAAGGUUGCUUCUGGUCACUGUUUUCCUACCUAUAAGAUGUUAAGAUGCAUUCUUCAAUGAGCAGUUUACGUCUGUUGAACUGAGACGAGUGGGAAUAAAUUUGGGAAUGUUUGCAACAUUGAAGCUAUAAUUUAGAAGAAUUAUUUUUAAUCCCUUCAUAUAUCUGUUUAUACCUUUAGUCUUAUGAUUGUUUUUAGAACCUGGAAAGAUUUGUUUUCUUCCCUGUCCCAUCUAAGAUUUUGGUUAUUUGCCUGAAAUUUCACAUAACCUGUUUCCAGAUCUUACCUUCAGGCAUCUUUAGGAUUGGGAGUGAGGCGUGCGUCUUGCUUCUUGUUGUGUGGACGAGGUAGCCCAGAGUGAAGGAGGUGGGCUUCCUAAACCCAAACGGCCCCAGCGGCCUUGCCCCAUUGAUGUGAAUUUCCCUUUCAGCAAAGGGUGACAGAUUUCUGUGGGCCCGGAGUCAACUGUGACAUACCAAACUGGAGUUCUUCUCUCGGCCAGGGUUCUCCAGGGAAGCAGAACCAAUAGGUUCUGUAUUUCAAGGAACCGGUUCGUGUUGAUGAGUCUGAAAUCUGCAGGGCAGGCAGGCGCUGGCGCUGCAGUCUUGGGGCAGAAUCUCCGCCCCGGGAACCUUCCUUUUUGUUCUCAGGCAUUCACUGAUUGGAUGAAGCCCACCCACCUCACUCCAGGUUAUCUCCUAGAGCUCAGGCACUGAGGGAGAUCUGGACCACAUCGACCAGGAGCCUUCCCUGCGGCACUCAGCUCGGUAUUGGGAUGGACUCACUGGGCGUUCUGGGACAAACUGGCACAGAAAACCGAGCUCCGAUGUCCAUUAGUCACAGCGGCGCCUUACGGCGCCACCUGCCAGCAGCCGAGGGGGCACUGGCCCGUCUGAGCUACGACCUCACGCCCACCUGUGGUGCGGCCACAUCAGCGUCCGCUGAGCUCACCUGUGGCCACGUCCUUCGGGCGUUACUUACCCCAAAGGUCGUGUGCUUUACUGGCCAAGUUUAAACAGACGAUAACAUUUUUAUUUAGUCAUGAAAAUGGAAUAACCUCUGUUUGUGCUGGUUAUAUUUCACGUUUGAUGAGUUAGUCUGUGGACCCUGGAGAUGGGCUCACAUGCUAGAAUGUUCUGUCCUACCCAGGCCGCCAGCAUGCCUCUCGGGAGAUUUACAUCAUUCUGGAAAGCCUGUCAGAGUCGUUCCCAGAGAGCAGGGCUCUGCUCUGCGAUCUCUCUGGGAGCUGCAUCCAUCUUGCCCUCCAGAGGCUUCGCCAGCGGCCACCCGCAGACCGGCGCUCCAGACGCCUACUGGCCACUUCCAGCUCAGAUGCCAUCCUUAGCAGCACAGAAGAGCCAGGCUCGAGAGCAUGGCUUUGUAGGGCAGAGCACGUCACCCCUCCGAGUCUCUGCUUCCCUAUUUGUAAGCAAGAGAUAAGAGCACCCUCAGAGGUGGCUGGGAGACAUAACCGGGACUCCAGCCUGUAGAUUUGCAAACCUCUGUGUCUCCCCUCACAUGACUGUCCUCUGUCCAAGAAGCCGACGUCCCCACAGAAGCCAUGACAAGUGGUGUCAAGUUAGGGGAAACGCGGACCUGGUGAGCCGUGCACGUGACCUCAGGACGAAGCACACCAGGGUACGCAUGACAGCAUCCGGUUCAGGCGGUGACGCUGAACAGGCAAAGUACACCUGCUCCAGAGGGUGGGCGUAAGGACCAAGAACAGAAACACCGCGUGGCAGGCCUGUCGGGGCAGCCCAGGUCCGCGGCCGACAUGGCGCUGGCUGGGGCGGGGACGCUGUUGAAACAAAGCACAGCCAGCAGGGCCGUUUAAACAGUUACGGCCAACACAUCUCCUCUACCAGCUCUGCUCCCAGGACGCAAGUCCUUGCUGUUUUAUGUUAACGUGACGAGAAUUUGCAGUUUAGGCGUUUCAGGUGCCAUGUCAUCCAAACGAGAGAAAGCGACCGCUCACAAGUGUGCAGACUCCCUUUUUAAGGAGUUUUGAGCGCAGCUGCCCCUUGCCUGUUCCUGUGUUCUGGUUUCUCGCGCAAUCGAGGGUGCAAAGCCAGACCCUCAGCACCGGGUGCUGUGCCCUGCGGGCUAGGCUGCCAUGUCCCCAUCCCCCCUCCCGCAUGGCCCUGAGAUAUUAAAACGUGAAGGGGCAUCAGGAAACUAUGUAGAAGAAAGUGAACGCCCUGCUUACCUUCUGCCCUCUGGUCUGGUCCCCGGUGCUGACGUCUGUGUCCUUAGCAGUUUUCCACGUACCAAGUACUGAUGGCGGUUUGACCAGACCUUGGUGGGUGGUUUCCAGCCCCAGCUGCAUGUUAGAAAGACCUGGGAUUUUUAAAGAGAUGCUGAUGUCCAGAUGUCUCCCCAGAACCCCUCACAUCAGAUUCCCCAGGGCUGGGACCUGGACGUCUGGAGUUUUUCCAGGUUGCUGCCCGACUCCAGCGUGUCUUGGGGCUGAGAAGACUGCUCUAACAUCUGCCCUCUGCCCUGAUCUAACACGGGGCGUCCAGGGUCCGAGGAUAAACAGGAGGACGUGGCCGCUGCUUUGGGACGCUCAUCUUAAGUCACAUCCUCCCCUGCCCUUUCUUGUCUGUGUUAGAUUCCCGGGGCUGCUGUAACAAAGUACCGCAGAUGGGGUGGUUUAAACAACAGAGAUUUCUUCUCUCUGAGUUCUGGAGGCUGGAAGUCCACGAUAAAGGUGUGGCAGGGCUGGUUCCUCCUGAGGCUACGAGGGAGAAUCUGUCCCAGGCUCUCCCCCAGCUUCUGAGGGUUUGUUAACCAUCGUUGUCACUCCGAGGCUUGUAGACGCAUCACCUUGAGCUCUGCCCUCAUCUUCACAUGGCGUCUCCCUGUGUCUCUGUCCAAAUUUCCCGUUUUUAUAAGGACAGUAGUCAUACUGGAUUAGCACCUGUCCUAACGACCUCACUAUAACUUAAUUGCCUCUUUAGUGACCGUAUCUCCAAACAAGGUCACGUUCUGAGGUGCUGGGGUUUGGACCCCUACAUAAGAAUUCUGGAGGGACACGAUCCAACCCAUGACACCACCCCCGCUCACACCUCAGACCUUGGCUCCAGACCCCAGACUGAAUUUCAGCACAGGGACAUGUAUGACAUGGGCUUUGCAGAUGGAGCCUUCCAGGGGAGAUCCUCUUUCUGCCGGGCUUCCACAUCCCUAGAUCUGCAGCUGGCCUGGGGGACGGACUGGUCUGUUCCCCUCUCCACACUUCCAUCCCCUGCCCCCUGCCCCAGGGAGAUGGGGGUGGGGUGUGGCAUUAGGGUCCAGGUUAACGGAGUAGAUCCAUCAGACCUUCCUUCCUCUCCUCUGUUCCAAUGUGACAGCCCCCCAUUCACGUGCUAUUUGGGGGCUCCAAGCUUAACCCAAAGCAGGUACCUAGAGAUCAGAAAUACCUCCUAGGUCCCCCCCCCCAAUCUGAGGUAACCUGGUCAGGCUGGGAGGCCCCGGGACUUGCAAUAUGCUGGGUAACUGACCGGUGGGCAUCACUGCAUCUGCCCCCGGGACUGGCCAGAGUCCAGAGUCAAGCCCUGUCGGUGGUGGUGACCCCUGCCGUAACACACCCUACCCGGUGGUUUUUUGAGAUACGCUGCAUCCUACAGGCAUUGGAACGGCUCCCGGAACAGACCUUUCUGGCCCAAGGAGAAGCCCGUUGAGCCUAAAGCCACUGACACUUUUAUACUCACCCUUCUGCUUCAUCCCUUUGCAGCCUUCCUCAGCCCCCCCGUACACCGCCUCCCAGCUUUAGAUAAUGGUAGAAAAUGUCCGAGUGAGUCUUUGCAAUAGGUUGAUUGUACCCAAAGAGCAAAUGAAAAACACAUCUUUUGGACAGCUUUGACCAAAUUAAAUUCGGCCCAUUCCUUGAGCUUUGAGCUGUGUUCUGCUGGUUAACCCAGGCAGAGCAAGUAGGACACGCAUCCUUUUCUUCUUUUCUUCAUUGUUAAUUGGAAAAUUUCUUUUUCUAAAAAAAUUUUAUGGAAGUACAGUUGCUUUGCAAUGUUGUGUUAGUUUCUACUGUACAGCAAAGUGAACCAGCUCUACAUAUACAUAUAUAUAUAUCCCCUCGGACAUGCAUCCUUAAGUUCAGGUCCAGUACAUGGCCUCUAAAGGUCACCGGCAUGCUGGUUUUCCCGAGGUAAGUGCUGAUCAUGCAAGGGUCUGUGGACAAGGCUGAGUCAGAUUCCACAACUGUCCAUACAUUUCACGUAGAAAAGCAAAGUGACGCCCUCCAGCCUCCCGUCUGGAUAAACCAGGAUGGUUUCUGCGUAUGUCACAGGUGUUGAAGUAUUCUUUGGAUCUGUCGUGAAAAGAAUGGAUUUUGCCAAAUUAGCUGUAAAGCUCCUUAUUGAGAUGGUCAGGCCAUUCUUUCAAAGUCACUCACACCUACAGGCACGGGGUCAUGGGUUUCCCAGCCUGGCUGGAAGGGCCCCCUGAUCCCCCUGGGCCUUGUUCGUAGGAUGUGAAGCUAGUUUGUGAAAAUGGAAGCAGGUUAGUGGGCUCUGGCCAUCGAUACGUUAGCUGGCAUUUAACCUUUAAGGAACCAUUGCCGUGGAAAUCAUUGCCGUUGCUAAUUUUUUUUCUAUUUCAUAUUGCACCACUUGACGUCAUAUACGGAUAGGUCGAAGCAAACAAAAUUGAGGGUUUUAGGUCUAAAGUGAUCAAGUAACAGACAUUUCAUGUGACUUAGCCUGAUACACACGUGCUGGAUCUGAAGUUGUAAAAGACCUUCCUCCCCAAAAGAAUAAAUGUUCCUUAAAUUUCCUAAGAGAGUGAAUACCAUUGUUCUCAGAGUCCUUAAUUUGGUUUUAAUAGCAUGAGCGUCCUUUCUGGGGCACAAAGCACUCUGCCGUUUAUACCCCCCCUCGUGAUGGGGAGUCUCUAAAAGUCAGGGAUCUAGACGCCUGCCUGGGAAUGGAUUCCAAGUGACCUACCUGCUCACUGCGCCUUGGAAGCACCUGUGCUGUGCUCAGGCCAGACCCAGCUGCCUUUCUUGUGCCAACAGGGAGGCGCGCUGCAGUCACAGGCUGCCUUCUAUUAGAGUCGCUGGAGGGAGCCGCCUUCCUUCCUUUCCUCCUGGACGCGUCGCCCACCCGGCUUUUCACCCGCAGCCCCGCUGA
This is a messenger RNA of Delphinapterus leucas (beluga whale), 10052 nucleotides long. Lineage: Eukaryota; Metazoa; Chordata; Mammalia; Artiodactyla; Monodontidae. The record is from RefSeq and is a predicted model, not a curated record.